CGUGUGAAAGUAUUACGUAUUUUUGGAGGUUUGAGAAGACAAGGAGAUAGAUCGAUGAUGAAGUGGUCGCCAAGGAUGGGAGCUCGGGGGACAAAGAAGUUGCACGUGAAGGUGAACCAGUUGAAGCUCGAAGUGAUUUGGAAGGGAAAGGUAGAAGAUGAUAAGAUAGUGGUGGCGGAGAUGAAAUGGAGAGGUCCUCCUAAGCCUGGAGUUCUAGCUCCAUUUUAUCGAACAUCAACGUGCCAAAGAAAUUAUACCGGCGAAAGAUGCCUGAGACGAGGAAAACCCGUUGAAUGGAACGGCGAAUUCGACAGUGUAUGCAGUUUCUCGGUUUCAAAUGACGGUUCUUUGGGAAAUGAGUUUCUUGUCGUUGUUGUUUGGGGUGAUCAUAAUGAAGGGCGUGAGCAGAGAAUCGAGGAGUAAAUUGGCGGUUCUGGGGAAAGCGUCAUUGAACUUGACGGAGUUGGCUUCGAAGAUGGAUACUCGGUUUGAAAGAAAGCUUCCCAUGACUUUACACGACGGUCGUUUCGCCAGAGAGGCCACCCUUUCGGUAUCCGUGAGCUUUGUGGAGGCCAGAGAUUCUUGUGACUCGUCAAGAAUCGGUCUGAACUCGGCUGAGUCGGACACGGAAAACGCGUCACUCACGAAGGUCAAGGAUUUGACCAGCCUUAACAAGAAGAAGAAGAAGCAUAAGGCUGAAGUGAAUUCCAGUGACUCGGACAAGUUUGCUGCGUUUGACUGGGGUGAGUCCCUUACCACGAGUGACAAUCGCAACGUGGCGUUGACUUCGGAGACCCAGUUGGACCCGGUUCGUAAAACGGGGUUUUUCUCGUGGAAGCGAAGUCGGUUGAGUCUUAGAGCAUCGAAGGGAAGAGUAGAGCCAUUGACCCCUGAUCCCUUACGGAAAGGAGAUGCUAUUGGAUUCUCUUCAUCAGAUUCGGAUCCUCGGCAAUUUACUACUCGAAUUGUUAGCAAUUUGGACAGCAAGUAUGAAAGAGCUUCCAUGGGGCAGACCUACCCCAACAAAUUGGCUGACUGUCCAAGAUCUACUCGGACAAAUGAGUUUCAUAGGAGCUCUGUCACAUUUGCUGCCCAAAUUAAUAACAAUCCUGAUAGUAAAAUUGUUGAGAAUCUCUAUCUCUCAUCAGAACUAGACUCUAAAGAUGACAAUGGUGGGAGAAGUAACUGGGAAGCAAAGGAGUUAGUGAGCAGAGAUGGGAAAGCAAAGCUCAAAACCGAAGUAUUCUUCGCUUCCUUGGACCAAAGGAGUGAAAAGGCAGCUGGAGAGAGUGCCUGCACUGCACUAGUUACUGUCAUCGCUCAUCGGCUCCACGCAAACCAAGACAUGCUGACAAGACCCGAAUUCGAUAGCCUCAUCAUAGAAGGUUCCUCUCAAUGGCAGAAGCUCUGCAGCAACGACACCUACAUACAAUCCUUCCCUGACAAACAUUUUGAUCUUGAUACAGUCUUGAGAGCAAACCUGAAGCCUCUCUUAGUCUUGCCAGAUAAAUCUUUUAUCGGAUUCUUUUGUCCCGAGAAGUUCGAGUGCUUGAAGGAAGCCAUGUCAUUUGAUGAAAUAUGGAAUAAGAUCGGUAGAAUGAAGACUGAAGAUUAUGAUCAGCCAUGUAUAUACAUUGUGAGUUGGAACGACCAUUUCUUUGUGUUGAAGGUAGAGGCAGAUGCUUAUUACAUUAUUGACUCGUUGGGUGAGAGGCUGUUCGAGGGGUGUAACCAGGCAUACAUGUUGAAGUUUGAUGAUUCAAGUUUGAUGUAUGAAAGGGUAGAGAAGGGUGAAAAGGAGGAGAAUGAAGAGAUUAUAUGCAUUGGGAAAGAGUGUUGUAAAGAAUUUAUGAAGAGAUUCCUAGCUGCUAUACCGCUUCGGGAAUUGGAGGAGGAAAAAGAGAAGGGUGGAGUCUCUAACUACCUCCAUCGGAGAUUGCAGAUUGAGUUCCACCUUUGCUCUUCUCCUAAUCAUUCUUCUUCUUCUUCCACCUACUGAUCUCUCUUCUCAAGCCAAGAGAUUAUGUAGAAAAAGUAGGUGAAAAAGUAUUCUAUGAAAUUUGAGUUUUGCAGUUUGAUAAUUUCAGACUGAUGGCAAA
This is a messenger RNA of Alnus glutinosa, 2099 nucleotides long. RefSeq lists its product as uncharacterized. The record is from RefSeq and is a predicted model, not a curated record. Lineage: Eukaryota; Viridiplantae; Streptophyta; Magnoliopsida; Fagales; Betulaceae. Bases 338 to 1999 code for a protein of 553 amino acids. The transcript is spliced from 4 exons.